Messenger RNA from Suillus discolor, 1017 nucleotides. RefSeq lists its product as uncharacterized. The record is from RefSeq and is a predicted model, not a curated record. Lineage: Eukaryota; Fungi; Basidiomycota; Agaricomycetes; Boletales; Suillaceae. The transcript is spliced from 13 exons. The coding region runs from base 32 to 967 and encodes 311 amino acids.
UUUGAAUCUGUAAUUCGAUCUUUACAGUUUUAUGUCGGAACUAGAAGAUGCUCUCUAUGCUCUUUACUGGAAUAACAGCGUCUCAGUUGCUGUCAUCACCAUGAUAUCUUAUGAAUACAUACUCCAAUUCGAGAAAGAGGUCAAGUUUGUUUGGGAAAGACAGUGGUCAGUGAUGACGUAUCUAUACCUUGCUGUUCGAUAUUUCGGUAUUUUGGUUGUAAUGUUUUCCGCCGCCUGGGGAGGUCUAGUUUAUAUACCCGAGGCAGUGAGUUAUGGCAUGUUUCUGUUUAUGCAAUGGGGUUUCUCUGUAUACUCUUGCUUGACGAAAGUCAUUCUCAUCUGGCGUCUAUAUGCCCUAUACAACCAAUCCAAGCCCAUACUAUAUGUUCUAAUGGGCUUGUUUAUACCUAUCGUCGCGCUCUAUAUAGCGGUGGAUGUAUUUUUGUGGAGUCGACCCUCAGCGAUCUCAAUGCAAGAAAUAACAAUAACCCCAAACAUCAAGUACUGCACAGCUUUCUUCCACGUCGGACCCAUGCUAGCGAUAUAUACUUCCAUCCCCGUCAUAUGCUAUGACAUUUUUCUGGUUGUUCUCGCCAUUACCCUCCUGGUGAAGCACCUGAAAGAACGGAAGGAGCUUAAAAUGAAACCAAACACCUAUAUAGUCUUGAUCGUCCGAUACCAUGUCAUAUACUUUGUCAUUCGUACUAGGAAUCUGGCAAUUCAAAUCUUCUCGGUGGUAUUGUGGGCCAACCUUUCGACGGAAGUGAUGAAUGUCAUACUGUUGUUCUCCGAUACUGCGCCAUUUAUUAUCGUGCCACGUUUUAUCAUCAGCAUUUGGGAAACGCAUGCCAACGAUAGCUGUGUGCAUGUCAGUACAACAUUCGAGGAUUGCGUCUGUUGGACUUCGCCACCGCCGUUGGAGGAGCACGAGCUGGAAUUCUAUAUAGAUCCUGACAACAUUUCUUGAUACUUCAUGGGAGCAAGUAGUCCAGGGCUUAAUGUUUUCGUGUAACUAUG